Molecule: messenger RNA, 1524 nt
Organism: Anthonomus grandis grandis
Lineage: Eukaryota; Metazoa; Arthropoda; Insecta; Coleoptera; Curculionidae
Source: RefSeq, a predicted model, not a curated record
ACUCCCCCAAAAAGUCCAAGCCUAGCAAGCACCGCAGCCGAGACCUCCUCAACUCAUCUGACUACAUCUACAGAAUCGACAACAUUGGAAACAGAAGUUGAUGAAGAUGAUGUUGAAAUUCAAAGUGAAGCCCCCCUGACCUCCCUAACAGCAUCUUCAACAAAGAAAAGAAAAACUUCUUCGGUGUCUAAUGGAAAGAAAUUAACUGAAAGCUUUUGUUGGCUAGAUAAUACUAAAGAUUUCCUAUUUUGUAAAUAUUGCCAGAUUAAAUUAAUAGGCAACAAAUUCCAUUUAACCAGGCAUGGAAAAAAUUCACUUCAUCUAAACCGAGUUAAGGCUGCAGGCAAGACAUCUGCAAUAUCUACUUUAUUGCAAGAGCCAUCUCAGCAGAAAAAGGUCAAUGCAAUUAAGGAGGCAGAGUUAAGACUUUGUUGUUAUAUUGCUGAACAAAACUUGCCUAUGCUUUUAAUGGAUACCCUUCCUUUAUUAAAUAAAAAACUGUUAAGCUCAAUCAAACGGUUAAAAGCUACAAAGCUAAUUACUGGCGUAUUGGGACCAGCUUUUAAGACUGAAAUUAUUAAUGAUCUAAAAAAUGUCAAAUUUUCUAUAAUUAUUGAUGAGACAACAGAUUUAAGUGUUAAAAAGUCAUUAGUAAUUGUAACCAGAUAUUGGAGGCAGGGACAAAUUCAAGACCGGUUUUUGGAUUUGGUUGAGGUCGAAGAAGCGACUAGUGAAGCCCUAUUCAACAUAAUAAAAAACAUUUUAGUGGAAAAUGGAAUCCCAUUUAACAAUGUUAUUGGUUUUGCUUCUGACAACGCCAGUACCAUGAUGGGAGUUGUAAAAGGUGUCCAGGCUCGAUUUAAGGAAAUUUUAUCUCACAUUUAUGUGCAAGGUUGCACUUGCCAUUCCCUUCACCCCUGCUCUUCAGCUGCAGCAAAAAAACUGCCAAACACUGUCGAGCAGUUUACAAGGGAUAUUUAUACAUACUUUGCCCAUAGCAGCAAGAGGAUUUCUGAGCUAAAGGAAUGUCAGAUUUUUGCUAAUGAAAAGCCACAUAAGAUGUUACAUCCUAGUCAGACAAGGUGGCUAUCUUUAAAGAAUGUUGUGGACAGAAUUUUGGAGCAUUGGAAUUCUUUAAUCUUAUUUUUUCAAAGAGCAGCUCUAGAGUAUAAUCUUCCCAGUGCAAGGUCUAUUUUAAAUGUUCUGCAAAAUAUAGAGUACAAAUUAUAUCUACUGUUUUUGGCUUAUGUUUUAGAAUUAAUUAACAAGGUAAACAUAGAACUACAGUCGGAAAGUCCAAAGCUUCCAAUUUUAUUAAAUAGAAUUUCAGCAUUGUAUAGAACUCUUGUAAGAUGUUUUAUUAAAAAAAAUAUCUUAGAUAAAACUUCCAUCCAAGCCAUAAACAUAAAUGAUCCUGCAAACUAUGUGCCUCUUGACCAAUUAUUUGCAGGGGCAAAAGUGGAUGGACUGUUGACAUCUUCAAAUAUUUUAUGUAGUAAAGAGGUGUUCAAAAUUUUAGGGUGA